GAUAUAGGGGUGGAUGCCACACAGUAUAACUGCAGACUCAGCUGGUGCAGUUGACUCCAGUCCUUCAUUUCUCCCUACAGGAAUUUUACUAACACAAGAUGAAGCUGACAUUAGUUCUCAUCCUUGCACUCCAAGUGUCGGUGUGUGUGUGGGCAGAACCUAUUCCAGAGCCGGACAAGGAGUUAGUGGAGAAAUAUGAGGGGCUGAAAGCCGUUUUCUUCAAAAGGCUUGUCAACGCCUACAGUAAGUUCACAGCUGCUGUCGAACCACUGAUGGAGAGCUCACCAGCAGGACAAACAGCCAAAGAGACCCUGGAGGAAAUCAGGAAACGCCCAAGAGUGGAAAGCAUCAUCAAGAUCCUCACCGGUUUGGCCUCAGAGCUGGAGCCUGUUGUGGAUAAAGCUCGCAUGAGUCUUCUUGGUGCUUAUGGCUACUAUCUGCGCCCCUACAUUGGUGAAACCCUGGACAAAGCCAUCAGCAACAUCAAGCCAGUCCUGGAUACCGUCAUGCCUGCUGAGAAUUAGUUAUUCUUAUUAUAAGUUAUAAGAAAGAUCUUAUUUUAUAUAUGCAGAUAAUAUGUAUUAAACAUGCAUUACAUCAUGCAUUUUCACAGCUUCAAUAAUUGGAUCCAAUUCUGAAUGAAACUGCAAGACAGGUAGCUGCGUGUCCAGCCCAGCUAUUAUGUGAAUGCAGUUUUUGAGUGUAUAUACUGUAUCUGUGCAUUUGAUACUGUUCUGUUCAUUGCAAGAAAGAAUAGCAUCCAGUCCAGCAUUAAUAGAGUUAUGAGUAUUGUGUGAUUUU
Messenger RNA from Triplophysa rosa, 801 nucleotides. RefSeq names its product apolipoprotein A-II (gene apoa2). The transcript has 4 exons. Bases 99 to 524 code for a protein of 141 amino acids. The record is from RefSeq and is a predicted model, not a curated record. NCBI's taxonomy places the organism in Eukaryota, Metazoa, Chordata, Actinopteri, Cypriniformes, Nemacheilidae.